CACGCGGACGACAUCGGUAACGAACUCCCCAAAGAUGUAAAGUUGACCACAAGUUUUUGUGUAAAAAGAUUAGGAUGGUAUUAGUUUAUAAACUAUUACAAAGUCAACUGUCUAUACCAAAUUAUGUGAAAAUUUUAAAUAGGCGUUGUAAAUCAUGGAAGAUCAACACGGAUGAUUUUGGUUAUAUUUUGCGUUUUAGAGCUCGAUUUUACAGCAAUUUCUUGAAUUGUCGGUUUCAAGUUAGAGCAGUUUAAAAGGGGAUUUGAUUCAAACAAAUUUCUUUGCAUUACUUGCAAGGUUGAGGGUUUGAGGAAUUUAAUCUUCGCAUGGAACCAAUGGAUAGUGUGGGCAAAUCCAAAGAUGAUGUUGGGCUUCCUAGAGCAAGCACAUUUAAAACUAUAAAAGAGAUGCUGCCCCCUGAUGUACGUGUUUCGAGAGAUUGCCAAGAUCUUCUCAUUGAGUGUUGUCAUGAGUUUAUCAAAAUGAUAUCAUCAGAGUCCAAUGAAGUUUGUAGCAGAGUGGAAAAACGCACCGUUGCACCAGAGCAUCUUCUGGGAGCCUUGGAUGUUCUUGGCUUUAGAGCCUAUAUUCCUGAGGUUCGUGCUACAUAUGAACAGCAUAAGCUUGAGACAUUGGAUUCUCCAAAAACUGGUCAAUGGGCCAGAGGAGCAGACAUGACGGAAGAAGAAGCUCUAGCUGAACAACAAAGGAUGUUUGCUGAGGCCCGUGAACGCAUGAAUAAUGGGAAUGCAAAUAUUACCAGGCAGUCAGACUCAGAUUGAAUAUCUAUUAUACCCCUUUUCUGACAUUGGAAAAUAGCUCUUUAUAGUCAUCCUUGUAUGAUAUUUUACUAAAGCUAAGGAGGACCUGUGUUGAUGAAGGAUUCCAAGAAUCAAUAGUUUUUCGCAUGGAGACACCUUAGAAAGCUACAUAUUUAAGUGGUUGUGCAACCUUUUUUUUUUGACACCAAUAUUAUUUAUCCAUGCAUUAGAUUUUUUAAGAUUA
Molecule: messenger RNA, 1005 nt
Organism: Cryptomeria japonica (Japanese cedar)
Lineage: Eukaryota; Viridiplantae; Streptophyta; Pinopsida; Cupressales; Cupressaceae
Product: protein Dr1 homolog
Exons: 6
Coding region: 327-782 (151 amino acids)
Molecular function (GO): protein heterodimerization activity
Source: RefSeq, a predicted model, not a curated record